UGAUAAUAUAAAAAAUAUAUACCGUGUGGUAAUAUUAGAAGAACAUUAUAAUAUAUUAUAUUGCAAUAGAACAAUAUCAGAAAAUUGUUAAAUAUUUUGUCGAGUGUGAUUUCAGAAUGAGCAGAAACCAACUGACAAGUAAAACUAAGUAAUACGCGCCAAACCAACGUGCGAUUAUACCGGUUAUUGCAAAUAAUACUUCUACAUGCAUAUAGGAGAGGGCAACGACGGUAAUAAAGAUGGAACGCGAAUAACGAUCACUAAUUACCCAUGAUACAUAUAUAUACUUUUUGUUUUGUAUGCAUCAUGACUCGUGCGACAUAGAAUAAAAAGAAUUCUCGAUGUACACAAAGGCGUAAUAAUAGAACCGAGUAUUACAGGUUUGCAGGGCCGGAUUCACACGAGCACAAUAUAAUGAAAAACUUGGAAAAUAAAAACAACACUCCGAAGUUGGUCGUAAUCUGGGACGAUGCGAAUACGCCAUAAAUACUAAAUAGGAUGCCCCCGACACGUACUCUGGUCACCCCUGGUCAAGUAUAAUAAUUGAUGCAAUACAGUGUAAGUAACGUGUCGUACAUUGGUUAUUUGCAUAAAACCAAUUUCACGUAUGACCGAACUCAAUAAUAGGUAAUAGUUUAAGUGUGAGAGAGCGAGUGCAGCUAAUGUGACAGUGUGCUAACUGCUGAGAGUGUAUACGAAGGGUCGACGCACUUCCCGAAUCAUGGUUCAGCUCGGCACGGUCAACAGGAUCAUCAAGGCGUACGCGUUGGUCGGAUUUUUCGUGGCCGCUUACGCACUCUACGUGGAAAUCUCACUGGAAAAUGAUCCGGAUUUUGAGCCACUGUGUGACCUUAGGGCAUACGUCAAAUGUUCUCCAGCAUUUAUUUCGCCUUACGCCAAAGGUUUUGGGAUCGUUAGAUUCAUAUUCGGCGAAGAUUCAGCUUUCAACGUGCCCAACGGACUCACUGGAAUGUUAUUCUACACCCUGUCAUUCGUGUUGAGUUGUUCGGAUAGGGAUAAAAUCGUGAACAUCCACUACUACCUGGCGAUCGCGUCCAAUGUGUCCACAUUUUACUUGGCUUCCGUGUUGGUGUUCGUCGUUCAGGAACUGUGUUUGGUUUGCUUGAUCACGUACUUCAUAAACGCUAUAAGCCUGCUGUGUGUAACGUCCAAACGACGGCAAUUAUUGGUGCUGUCUGCGCACCAUAAGCCCUGCAAAGGCGAUUAAGACAUAAUAUAUUAUAUUAAUUAUAAAAUAGAGAUACUCCGAUACACCUGCCAUAAGGUGUAAAGUCGCGGCGUGUAUAAUAAAGUAUAUAAAAUAACUAA
This is a messenger RNA of Myzus persicae (green peach aphid), 1329 nucleotides long. RefSeq names its product vitamin K epoxide reductase complex subunit 1-like protein 1 (gene Vkor). Gene Ontology annotation, molecular function: vitamin-K-epoxide reductase (warfarin-sensitive) activity. The coding region runs from base 722 to 1228 and encodes 168 amino acids. Lineage: Eukaryota; Metazoa; Arthropoda; Insecta; Hemiptera; Aphididae. The record is from RefSeq and is a predicted model, not a curated record. The transcript is spliced from 5 exons. Gene Ontology annotation, biological process: vitamin K metabolic process; peptidyl-glutamic acid carboxylation.